Molecule: messenger RNA, 2813 nt
Organism: Oncorhynchus tshawytscha (Chinook salmon)
Lineage: Eukaryota; Metazoa; Chordata; Actinopteri; Salmoniformes; Salmonidae
Product: phospholipid phosphatase 2
Exons: 6
Coding region: 347-1210 (287 amino acids)
Biological process (GO): phospholipid dephosphorylation; phospholipid metabolic process; signal transduction
Molecular function (GO): phosphatidate phosphatase activity
Source: RefSeq, a predicted model, not a curated record
ACUGUAAGGAAGUGGGAAGGAGGGAUCAGUGGCGUGGUGCACUGAGAGGGUUGCGUUGGUUUGUCAGACGCCUCAACUAAUAUAAAAACGUUUUCUUUUUCAGUCCGUAACCAAAAUAUGCGGGCAAAGGGCGUAAUAGUUUUAACACUGUGGCCGAUUGAGAUGAUUAGAGUCUGAGUUCGGAAGACAUCUUUGGGAUUUCAAAAUUGCAUUCCAAGGUAACAGCAUUUGUGGGCAGGUAGGGAAGUAGCCUUCCGGAAGAACUCGCGAUACAGGUUGGCAGUUUGCAUACGGCACUCGUAAAGUAAGUUUUGAAAAAAGUUUUAAAUCAAACACAGAAGGAAAAAUGACGGAUUUUAGAAAAAAGAAGCUGUAUGUCUUCGUGGACGUGCUGUGCGUGGUAGUGGCGGCACUGCCUUUCCUCAUUAUGACCGUCGUUUUCCGGCCCUACCAGAGGGGUGUGUACUGUGACGAUGAGGACAUCAAGUACCCCUUCAAACAUGACACUAUCACCCACGGCCUGCUGGCUGCAGUCACCAUCUCCUGCACCGUCGUUAUCCUAGCAUCAGGAGAGGCCUACCUGGUCUACAGUAAGAGGAUUCACUCUAACUCUGAGUUCAACGGGUACGUGGCGGCGCUCUACAAGGUGCUAGGUACCUUCCUGUUCGGAGCAGCUGUCAGCCAAUCACUGACAGACCUGGCUAAGUUCACCAUUGGACGCCUGCGGCCCAACUUCAUGGCCGUCUGCAACCCCAAGGUCUGCAAAGGCUACAUGCUGGAUAUCAACUGCACCGGCAACUCUCAUGACGUCACUGAGUCCAGGUUGUCCUUCUACUCCGGCCACUCCUCCUUCGGGAUGUACUGUAUGCUGUUUCUAGCAUUGUAUGUCCAGGCGAGGCUGAGGGCAAAGUGGGCCAGACUCCUCCGACCCACAAUCCAGUUCUUCCUGGUGGCUUUUGCAGUGUACGUGGGCUACACCCGUGUGUCCGAUUACAAGCACCACUGGAGCGACGUUCUGGUGGGCUUCCUCCAAGGUGCUCUCAUUGCCAUCCUCAACGUGCGCCACGUGUCAGACUUAUUCAAGCAGGGUCCUCCCCACUGCUCCAGCCCAGACACGGUCGAGAACGAGGAACUGGAGCGCCGCAAACCCAGCCUGCAGAUUGCAGAUGCAGAUCACAACAACCAUUACAGCUACCCAGGGCCUGUGUGAGAGGGGCCAACCCAGUCAACCACUCUCACAACAAGCUCCCACAAACCACUGGACUGACUGAGGGGGCUGCGCACAUUACCAGAAUCCUCUAUGUCCUGGGUGCACCAGCGCAUGAGUGGGAGAGGACUUUUAUAUUGAGACAUCUUGGUUGAUGUUCACUAGUUUCUUAGUAUAUUCGUCUCAGAAGUUUUUAUGUUGCUUUUUUUAACACAAUAGAUUAGGUAAGAGUACCAAACAUUCAGAUAAGAAAAAAAGACCAUUCUCAGAAGAGAAGAUGUCUAGAUGAGUCCCAUUUUAGUGCACCUUUAGUCAUAUGAGUAAUCUGAAAUUCAGUGGGAGUUUGGGAUUGAUAUGUUGAUUGUUUCACCUAUGUGAAAUGGACUGCAGAGAUUUAGAAAUGUUGACGUUGAUUGUGUAAGCUUGAUAUACCACUAGAUCACAAACAAUCAAUGCAAACGUUUGGCAUAAAGAUUUUAGAAAUUGAAAAUGAGAAAUUCUGCUUUUAGCUAUGCACAUUCUGGCAUCAAUCACUCUAUUUUUUUAAAUGAAGAAAUCAAUGUUUUAACAGUAACAUUGCUCCUUUAAGGUAUUUGGAAAGUGCCUAUUCAUUUUUAUUUUAUAGAUGACUUUAUUCACAAGGUCAGAAAUGUCUAUAAUGCCAGCACUGUUAAGGUAUUGUGCAAUCACAAUCACCCCUGUUAGCCACUGUGAGCCACAAAUACUGUAUCUGCUAAUAUUAUGGCAUUUUUAUUUUUUCAAGUAUGUUAUUUUUUUCUGUGGCCCAUAUCAAACCAGUGCCUUCUUGGACUAGUGCCCUUUAAGAUUGACACAAAUGGAUCAGAUUCCAAGUUCACAACACAAACCAGAUGCCUUAACAUGAGCCUUUAAGAGUUGUAAUGAUACAGCUUACCAUUCAUUUGUGAGUCAUUUGUGGCAAGCUGGUAUAAUGCUCUAUGCAAAGUUCAAGGAUUUUUCCUUUCUUGUGUGGACUGCUGGGGCUAAUUUGUGAAGAAAUGCUCCUGUACAGUGACAAUGUCAGGCCUGGCCCUGCUUGGCACAGGAGGACUGAUGACAGAUCAGUCAGCUCUGGCAGAGAGAGGCUCACCUCUGGUAGUAAUUGUGAGGCUCAGAGAGCUGACUCAGAGCUGGCCUGUGACUGUGGAAUGGCAAGGUACUCAGAGGGGCCUCCUUCUAAGACGCGGGUCCUACGGACUUCAAGAGAUUUAAAGACUUUUCUUUGAAUUCCAUAAAUGAUAACCACCUGGAGCAGCUUCAGUGAAGUGUUGUUGUUGUGUAACAUCUCACCUGUAUAUUACUGAAUCCCCCAGCCCAAAUUUGCCCAUGAAGCAAUAGUAUCACAAUGUUAUGGGGUUUGAGUUUCCUCCAGGUUUUCAUCAUAAAAGGCCCUCCGUUAGCCUUGUUCUGGGUGGUGUGUGUUUCAUAUGUAAUAAUACUAUUCCUGGCCUGCCGGGUGGCGCAUUGGUCUAGGGCACUGCAGCGCUAGCUGCGCCACCAGAGACUCUGGGUUCGCGCCCAGGCUCUGUCGCAGCUGGCCGCGACCGGGAGGUCCGUGGGGCGACGCACAAUUGGCCUAGCGUCGUCC